This is a messenger RNA of Coregonus sp. 'balchen', 10986 nucleotides long. Lineage: Eukaryota; Metazoa; Chordata; Actinopteri; Salmoniformes; Salmonidae. The record is from the annotation of a GenBank genome assembly.
GUCCCUAAGGUCCCUGAUGGCGAGAAGGUGGACUUUGACGUAAGUGUACUUUAAAUCGUUUCUCCUUAAUCCUGUAUCUUGAACUAAAACAUCUUUUUUUUUCAAGUGAUCCCUGGCCAAGAAAGCAGCCGUUUAGGUCUGGUACAGUGAUACUAAACUGGAGAUAAUCUUUCUCUAACGUUGUGGUUCUAACAGGACCUCCACAAGAAGCGUCAGAACAAAGACCUGGUUGAGCUGCAGGGGCUGAUCGACGUCCACUUUGAGAACAGGAAGAAGGAGGAGGAGGAGCUUAUUGCCCUCAAGUCCAGAAUUGUGAGCUAUUAUUACCUGGCAUUUACUGCUGUAAAUAUAGGUGUAAAUACCAGGGUUGGGGUCAACCAGGGUUGGGGUCAACAGGAAGUACUCUACAAUUACAAUUACAAUUCUCUUCAAUUCUUUUCAAUGAGGAACAUUUGGAAUUUGAGUCGGAAUUUGGUUUCUGGUUUCUGAAUUGACUGGAAUUGAAAUGGAGUUGACCCCAACCCUGGUAGAACCAGGUGUAAUACAGGAGUAGAAACUAUAUUUGACUUGAGGAAUGGAGCCCAAACUAAUACAGUAAACCAUGUUUUCUGGUGGCAGACCUGUUAACAACCUAUCCCUUAGCCCAAGCAGCAAGGUUACAGUAAACCAUGCCUUCUGGUGGCAGACCUGUGUAUGUGGUUUGUCCUCUCCUCUCAGGAGAAACGUAGGUCAGAGAGGGCCGAGAUCCAGAGGGUACGCACUGAGAAGGACAAGGAACGCCAGGCCAGACGUGAGGUCUGUAGCCCUAUACUCCCCAAGCAAACACAGGACACGCAACAUGUCAUUUAGCUGUUGUUUUUUUACCCAACAUGGGGUUUAAACGUGGGUGUCCUGGUUGCCUGUACAGGAGGAGAGGCUGAAGAAGGAGGAGAUGGAUCAAAAGAGGAAGGCUGAUGACGAUGCUAAGAAGAAGUCAGCUCUGUCCAACAUGGGCUCCAGCUAUAGCAGCUCGCUGCAGAAGGUAAGGUGACCGCCACACACUAUGCUAAACACAGAUCCAGCGCCUCUCAAAAUCCACCUUGUUCCCUACAUAUAGAGCACACUACUUUGCAAAACAUGGACCUAUCUGCAUCACAGCCAACCUGCUCUUCUGGAAACACUUUGAAAGAUUUUUAGCGGAUGCUUUAGUCCUAGUUGGUUCCAUGAAAUGACAAGCAUCAUAUACAGUGGGGAAAAAAAGUAUUUAGUCAGCCACCAAUUGUGCAAGUUAUCCCACUUAAAAAGAUGAGAGAGGCCUGUAAUUUUCAUCACAGGUACACGUCAACUAUGACAGAGAAAAUGAGGAAAAAAAAUCCAGAAAAUCACAUUGUAGGAUUUUAAAUGAAUUUAUUUGCAAAUUAUGGUGGAAAAUAAGUAUUUGGUCAAUAACAAAAGUUUCUCAAUACUUUGUUAUAUACCCUUUGUUGGCAAUGACACAGGUCAAAUGUUUUCUGUAAGUCUUCACAAGGUUUUCACACACUAUUGCUGGUAUUUUGGCCCAUUCCUCCAUGCAGAUCUCCUCUAGAGCAGUGAUGUUUUGGGGCUGUCGCUGGGCAACACGGACUUUCAACUCCCUCCAAAGAUUUUCUAUGGGGUUGAGAUCUGGAGACUGGCUAGGCCACUCCAGGACCUUGAAAUGCUUCUUACGAAGCCACUCCUUCGUUGCUGGGGCGGUGUGUUUGGGAUCAUUGUCAUGCUGAAAGACCCAGCCACGUUUCAUCUUCAAUGCCCUUGCUGAUGGAAGGAGGUUUUCACUCAAAAUCUCACGAUACAUGGCCCCAUUCAUUAUUUCCUUUACACGGAUCAGUCGUCCUGGUCCCUUUGCAGAAAAACAGCCCCAAAGCAUGAUGUUUCCAUCCCCAUGCUUCACAGUAGGUAUGGUGUUCUUUGGAUGCAACUCAGCAUUCUUUGUCCUCCAAACACGACGAGUUGAGUUUUUACCAAAAAGUUCAGUUUUGGUUUCAUAUGACCAUAUGACAUUCUCCCAAUCCUCUUCUGGAUCAUCCAAAUGCACUCUAGCAAACUUCAGACGGGCCUGGACAUGUACUGGCUUAAGCAGGGGGACACGUCUGGCACUGCAGGAUUUGAGUCCCUGGCGGCGUAGUGUGUUACUGAUGGUAGGCUUUGUUACUUUGAUCCCAGCUCUCUGCAGGUCAUUCACUAGGUCCCCCCGUGUGGUUCUGGGAUUUUUGCUCAGCGUUCUUGUGAUCAUUUUGACCCCAUGUGGCGAGAUCUUGCGUGGAGCCCCAGAUCGAGGGAGAUUAUCAGUGGUCUUGUAUGUCUUCCAUUUCCUAAUAAUUGCUCCCACAGUUGAUUUCUUCAAACCAAGCUGCUUACCUAUUGCAGAUUCAGUCUUCCCAGCCUGGUGCAGGUCUACAAUUUUGUUUCUGGUGUCCUUUGACAGCUCUUUGGUCUUGACCAUAGUGGAGUUUGGAGUGUGACUGUUUGAGGUUGUGGACAGGUGUCUUUUAUACUGAUAAGUUCAAACAGGUGCCAUUAAUACAGGUAACGAGUGGAGGACAGAGGAGCCUCUUAAAGAAGAAGUUACAGGUCUGUGAGAGCCAGAAAUCUUGCUUGUUUGUAGGUGACCAAAUACUUAUUUUCCACCAUAAUUUGCAAAUAAAUUCAUUAAAAAUCCUACAAUGUGAUUUUCUGGAUUUUUUUCUCUCAAUUUGUCUGUCAUAGUUGACGUGUACCUAUGAUGAAAAUUACAGGCCUCUCUCAUCUUUUUAAGUGGAAGAACUUGCACAAUUGGUGGCUGACUAAAUACUUUUUUUCCCCACUGUAACAACGUAACAGUAUUUGAAAAUAUGACAGAAAGACAUCACAUGAUUAAAGUUACAGAUCGUGUUAUUACAAGCUGUAGCUCUGAACCUCUUGCUCAACACAGAUCUUGGCGAAAUCUGAAAUGGCGAUCUAUUUCCUAUUGGCCCCCUAUUUCCCAUUGCCCGACGACUCAUCCUGAAUUUAAAUUCGUUGUUCUAUCGCUCCAUACAUCUGUCUGAACCUGCCAUCCAUCGUUUGUGCUGACGUCAAAAUGACGUGAUUCAUGAUUUGUGUAGGCCGGCUCUGGCCCAACCCAUCGGUUUCCGGGACCAAUCAGAACGCUCAGAAUGUGUUCGCUUUCUCAAAGAGUCGGGGAGGAAAGCAGAUCCAGACAUAUCAUGGAGAAGAAACAUUAGUGGGCGUGGAGUUGGGCCUGAGUGAUGUGAAUGGGUAGCCAGGCUAUCUUUCCUAUGUAGUAGUGGGGGCGGAGUUGGGCCUGAGUGAUGUAGAUGGGUAGCCAGGCUAUCUUUCCUAUGUAGUAGUGGGGGCGGAGUUGGGCCUGAGUGAUGUGGAUGGGUAGCCAGGCUAUCUUUCCUAUGUAGUAGUGGGGGUGGAGUUGGGCCUGAGUGAUGUGGAUGGGUAGCCAGGCUAUCUUUCCUAUGUAGUAGUGGGGGUGGAGUUGGGCCUGAGUGAUGUGGAUGGGUAACCAGGCUAUCUUUCCUAUGUAGUAGUGGGGGUGGAGUUGGGCCUGAGUGAUGUAGAUGGGUAACCAGGCUAUCUUUCCUAUGUAGUAGUGGGGGUGGAGUUGGGCCUGAGUGAUGUAGAUGGGUAGCCAGGCUAUCUUUCUUAUGUAGUAGUGGGGGCGGAGUUGGGCCUGAGUGAUGUGGAUGGGUAACCAGGCUAUCUUUCCUCUGUAGUAGUGGGGGCGGAGUUGGGCCUGAGUGAUGUAGAUGGGUAGCCAGGCUAUCUUUCCUAUGUAGUAGUGGGGGUGGAGUUGGGCCUGAGUGAUGUAGAUGGGUAGCCAGGCUAUCUUUCCUAUGUAGUAGUGGGGUGGAGUUGGGCCUGAGUGAUGUAGAUGGGUAGCCAGGCUAUCUUUCCUAUGUAGUAGUGGGGGCGGAGUUGGGCCUGAGUGAUUUGGAUGGGUAGCCAGGCUAUCUUUCCUAUGUAGUAGUGGGGGUGGAGUUGGGCCUGAGUGAUGUAGAUGGGUAGCCAGGCUAUCUUUCCUAUGUAGUAGUGGGGUGGAGUUGGGCCUGAGUGAUGUAGAUGGGUAGCCAGGCUAUCUUUCCUAUGUAGUAGUGGGGGCGGAGUUGGGCCUGAGUGAUUUGGAUGGGUAGCCAGGCUAUCUUUCUGGAUGGGUAGCCAGGCUAUCUUUCUGGAUGGGUAGCCAGGCUAUCUUUCUGGAUGGGUAGCCAGGCUAUCUUUCUGGAUGGGUAGCCAGGCUAUCUUUCUGGAUGGGUAGCCAGGCUAUCUUUCUGGAUGGGUAGCCAGGCUCUUUCUGGAUGGGUAGCCAGGCUAUCUUUCCUAUGUAGAACACUACUGAUACAGUACAACUUUCACAUUUCAUAUAAUGACUAUUUCUGUCUCUGAACCUGUUGCUGUUGCUCUGUCACCCCCCAGGCUGACACUAAGAGAGGAGGUAAGAAGCAGACUGAGAGAGAGAAGAAGAAGAAGAUCCUGGCGGAGAGACGCAAGCCUCUCAACAUCGACCAUCUGAACGAGGACAAGCUGAAGUAAGAUAUCAGUUUCGGUGGGAGUGUGGAUAUAUUUGUUUCUGUGUUAGUAAGGAGGGGGGGGGGGCGUGAACCUGAACAGUUUGGCAUAGAUGUAGAGCAGCCAGGAGGUUCCUUGGAGACAUCACUCGACUAUGAGAAUACUCUAUUGCCGAUUGUCAUUUUUCAUAUCACAGAAAUGUGCCGUUUUUAACCAAACCUCCUUAAUGUUUUGCUCUUCACCAUUUGCCCCUUUGCAGGGAGAAGGCUAAGGAUCUGUGGGAAUGGAUGCAUCAACUGGAGUCUGAAAAGUAUGAACACAUUGAGAAACUCAAGAGGCAGAAGUAUGAGGUGAGGGCUUGCAUUUUUACAUUUACAUCAGAUGCGCUUCUUCCACAGAGAUACUAUGCGAAAUUACCGUUAUUAUAACAUUAGGGUUGGAGUCAAUUCACUUUUCAAUCAAGUCCAACAACAACAUGUUUUAGAUUUUUUUCCCCCCACAGAAUUUAAAGGGGCAAUAUGUAGUAGCUACAUACACUACAAGACCAAAAGUAUGUGGACACCUGCUCGUCCAACAUCUCAUUCCAAAAUCAUGGGUAUUAAUAUGGAGUUGGUCCCCCCCUUUGCUGCUAUAACAGCCUCCACUCUUCCGGGAAGGCUUUCCACUAGAUGUUGGAACAUUGCUGAGGGGACUUGCUUCCAUUCAGCCACAAGAGCAUUAGUGAGGUCGGGCACUGAUGUUGGGCGAUUAGGCCUGACUCGCAGUCGGCGUUCCAAUUCAUCCCAAAGGUGUUCGAUGGGGUUGAUGUCAGGGCUCUGUGCGGGCCAGUCAAGUUCUUCCACACCGAUCUCGACAAACCAUUUCUGAAUGGCCCUAUUACAACCUACACUGUAUGUGUUGUACUGUAUGUGUUGUACUGUAUGUGUUGUACUGUAUGUGUUGUACUGUAUGUGUUGUGAUAAUUGCCUUGUUUGCUAUUAGUUCAUGUGCCUUGCGACCCUGAUAUAUAGGCCUAAAGGCCGAGACAAUAAGAAGACAGUGGCAGAAUAAAUUCAACCACACCUUUGUUUCAUCACAAAACCAGAUAGCAACCUCUGUCCUGCAGAAGUCCACGACGCAUAUUGCAUGUACAGUAACAGACAGUUACAUGACCUACAGCAUGGUCAAGCAAGGUAAUGUUUCUGACAUUUUCGGACCUCUAAACUAUUGAUUUUGAACCACAGAGAGUUACCGCAAGUCGCAAAGAAAACGGGAGCUGCCUCCACUAUUCAAGCACCAUUUCAACUUCAACAUUUCGAAUUGAAGGAAAAUUAUGAAACACAGAGAGAUUAAAGAUAAAUUAGUUUAUGUUUAAUUUGUUUGUUUGUUUUUUAAUUUGGGGGAAGCCUAGCUUCCCUUGGCGUCCAUGGUUUUUGAUGGUAGUCCACUCUGGUAGGCCUACAUUAUGAUCAAAUAGCCACAGUAGCCUACUUGACCACUGUUAAAACUGUAACUUAAAGCAGGUACAGCCUCAUUGAUCACAGGAAAUGCACCCUGGAAGUUGCACAGGUUUGCUCGGUGCCGGAACAUUGGGCAGGAGAACGCUUGGUUAUUGUUAUAAUGACUAUAAUCUAAAUGGAUCGGGGUCAAUUCCAUUUUUAAUUUAGUCAAUUCAUGAAGUAAAUUGAAAUUAAAGUAGCAAUCAGCAUUUGAAACAAUAACAAUAAUACGCCAUUUAGCAGACGCUUUUAUCCAAAGCGACUUACAGUCAUGUGCGCAUACAUUUUUACGUAUGGGUGGUCCCGGGGAUCGAACCCACUACCCUGGCAUUACAAGCGCCAUGCUCUACCAAUGGAGCUACAGAGGAGCACUCACCAAAGCAUAUUCCCGCCCCUUUUUGUGUAAAAAUCUGUGCUAUUGUGCUCUUAGUUAUUUUGAUCGACCACUGAUUUAUAAUCAGAGGGUAAACGUUUCCUCUCAUUCUGUAAGGAAGUACCUGACGGUUGAAAACCAUGUUUCAGGCAAAAAACAAGUUAUUACUAAGAUGAUCAGGCUAAUUUAGGGUCAGUUUCCCGGACACAUGUAACUGGAGAUUCUUAAUUGAUCUUGCUUUUUAGGCUAGGACUGGGCUUAAUCUGUGUCUGGUAAACCGGCCCUUAUAGUUACAUCAGUGGUAGGUAGAUUCACCAGAUAGAGACAAAGGGGUUUAACCCCUUCUGCUCUGAUGUCCUCCAGGUCAACACUAUGUAACAGAGGGGAGGAGCUAAAUCGAUUGAGUAGUAAAUAAAGACAUGCUCCAAGGACAGGCCCUGGGUCAGUCGCAGCCACAGAGCCGCAGCCAGGGCUUAAAGAGCGCAGGGUCUAAAGACAGGUCCUGGGUCUGCAACAGACAGGUCCUGGGUCUGCAGGCUCUGGAUGCUUUAGAAGGACAGUGGAAAACAAAACCCCAAAGGGGGGGGCAGCAGUGUCUGCCCUCAGGUGAAAGGGGACAGGUCAAAGGUUAAUAGUCAGAGGGUGAGGUGAAAAUGAAUGAGUUGGUGUCUCCAAAAUGGCAUCUUAUUCCCUUCAAAUGUACAGUGCACCCCUUUUAGCAAGAGCCAAAAGGCCAAAUGUGGUGCCCUAUACACGACUAGGGUGUCAUUUCAGAUUGGGACCUGAAGUCAAUGAAACAGGUGCUGCUUAGAAAUUGUAGUACCCCUCUGCUUCAGAUCAGGGUGGCUUGCUGCUGCCUGAAGAUAAGUGGGUGUUGCUGUGUCAGUCUGAGGGUCUCUUCCAGUCGGUCCUCUCUUCGUCCCACAGAGAGUAAGAGCUUCCUGCUGAGGCUGUGUGGAGCUGCAGCCUCGCCACUGACCUCCUCCACUGUCUUUCUUGUGUUCUCUGUUGUCCCGUUUUGCCUUGUACUCCCAUUGAGCUGGAGCACCAAGAGGCAGAACACACAACGCUGACAACCUGUAUGGACAGAAAGAGAUCAGGAACAAUACAAAAAGAAAGCUACAAGUUUGGCUGUCACUACAUUUUUAAAAAGCUACUUUGCCCCUUAGGGCCCCUGUAUUCAACAUAUGACUUCAUAUUUAAUGCACAGGAGGUUGGUGGCACCUUAAUUGGGGAGGACGGGCUCGUGGUAACUGCUGGAGUGGAAAUGGUUUCCAUGGUUUCCAUGUGUUUGAUGCCAUUCCAUUCGCUCCGUUCCGGCCAUUAUUAUUUUGAGUCGUCCUCCCCUCAGAAGCCUCCUGUGGUUUAAUGACAUCAGAUCAACUACAACACCUGUGAAGACAUUGACUGAGCCGAUCCAGUCACUAGUAUUCAUUAGUGCUGUAGUGGGUACACGUGUGUUAGAGUGCUCUUGGUUGCCCACCUCAGCCCAACAGGUCGUUGCAACAGGACUGCUGCUGUCUCUUUAAAGGUGUCACUAAUGACCCAGAGGUCAGGGGUCAAAUGUAACGGCCCCCCCUGGUAACUGCUUCUGAUUGGUUUAAACACGCUCGUGUGUUGUUUUCAGGUCAUCUCUCUCAGAAAUCGUAUUGAUGAGCUGCAGAAACAGUAAGUACUGCCUCCCACUCCCUCAGCAUUCCUUCCUCUCCCAGUCAUUGGUGGUCGCGUCCCAAAACGGCACCCCAUUCCCUAUAUAGUGCACUACUUUUGACAAGGGCCCAUAGGGUUCUGGUCAAAAGUAGUGCACUACAUAGGGAAUAGGGGGCCGUUUGGGACAAAACUACUCCUCAGAGACAGACAGCAUGAUAAUCUGAUCUGAUGCAUUUCCUAUAUAACGAAUGAUGAAAUGCAUUGUCAUAACAUCUUUUAAUUCUGGUCUGAGUUAGAAGAGAGCUUGACAAAUAGUUGUGUUGGUCAACACAUAAGGCUCACGUCUGCAACACUAAGGCAUGGCUGUUCCACUAAGAAGCACACAAAAUGUCCUUAGAACAGGGUUUACAAGGCGGACAUUUUGUUUUUGCAAAAAGGUAAGGCCAUUGCAAAACACUGAAGUGACGUUGCUUACAAUACUAGCCAAUAAUGAGUGACUUACCUUCGACCAUACCAGAGGAGAGGUAUUUAACAACAUUUCCCUAUGGCGGUUCCAUCACAUUAUCAUCAUCAUGUGAUGCAACAGAGAGAAGUACUGUAAGGUCCACAUCAGAAUCAUAGUUCUAUACAGUAUGGCUCUGGUCCACAUGCUUUGCGUUGUUGUUGUCUGUGUACUGUAAGGGCUGCUUCAGAGGCAAAGGAAGUGAGGCUCAACAGGAUAAUAUGUCAAUAGGAAGUGAGGCUCAACAGUAUAAUAUGUCAAUAGGAAGUGAGGCUCAACAGAUAAUAUGUCAAUAGGAAGUGAUUCUCAACAGAUAAUAUGUCAAUAGGAAGUGAGGCUCAACAGAUAAUAUGUCAAUAGGAAGUGAUUCUCAACAGAUAAUAUGUCAAUAGGAAGUGAGGCUCAACAGAUAAUAUGUCAAUAGGAAGUGAGGCUCAACAGCAAUAUAUGUCAAUAGGAAGUGAGGCUCAACAGCAUUAUAUGUCAAUAGGAAGUGAGGCUCAACAGAUAAUAUGUCAAUAGGAAGUGAGGCUCAACAGGAUAAUAUGUCAAUAGGAAGUGAGGCUCAACAGAUAAUAUGUCAAUAGGAAGUGAGUCUCAACAGAUAAUAUGUCAAUAGGAAGUGAGGCUCAACAGAUAAUAUGUCAAUAGGAAGUGAGGCUCAACAGAUAAUAUGUCAAUAGGAAGUGAGGCUCAACAGAUAAUAUGUCAAUAGGAAGUGAGGCUCAACAGAUAAUAUGUCAAUAGGAAGUGAGGCUCAACAGAUAAUAUGUCAAUAGGAAGUGAGGCUCAACAGAUAAUAUGUCAAUAGGAAGUGAGGCUCAACAGAUAAUAUGUCAAUAGGAAGUGAGGCUCAACAGUAUAAUAUGUCAAUAGGAAGUGAGGCUCAACAGUAUAAUAUGUCAAUAGGAAGUGAGGCUCAACAGAUAAUAUGUCAAUAGGAAGUGAGGCUCAACAGGAUAAUAUGUCAAUAGGAAGUGAGGCUCAACAGAUAAUAUGUCAAUAGGAAGUGAGGCUCAACAGAUAAUAUGUCAAUAGGAAGUGGAUUUCAACAGAUAAUAUGUCAAUAGGAAGUGAGGCUCAACAGUAUAAUAUGUCAAUAGGAAGUGAGGCUCAACAGAUAAUAUGUCAAUAGGAAGUGAGGCUCAACAGAUAAUAUGUCAAUAGGAAGUGAGGCUCAACAGAUAAUAUGUCAAUAGGAAGUGAGGCUCAACAGGAUAAUAUGUCAAUAGGAAGUACUUUCACCACAUCAUACCCAGCUACUGGAAGUACAAGUGAAGCGUUGACAGUUUCACCACUUGCUCUUUUAUUGGCCCAAGUAUUCUUCAAGAUGAAUCAAAAGAGAACUAAUUGCACUUAACAUUGGCCUACUAAACAUUGUAGCCCACAUUAAUUUAUUGCCUCAAUUUCUUUGCUGUCUGUCUGUCUGUCUGUCUGUCUGAGUCUGUGUGGAUGAGUCAUUUGUGGAGAACUUUCAUUCUUCAAGGAUGACAAAUAGGCUACUUACAGUAUUACUGUAUAUUAAUCUCUCUCUGACCUCGUUUGUCUCAAUGGGAUACAUUAAAUAGCUAUAGUUUGCCAUCUGAUAUAACUCAGAGGUAAGUAUGGCAUGGCUUGACAUUGUAAUGCAGCAUGGUCAGGCAACUAAAUCUAAAUGUGUGACUAAAACUAAAUUUAACAUUGGUCAAAAUGACAUCCACUGUGUUUUACGAUAGCGUACUGAACAUGACAUCCAGUGUGUUUUACGAUAGCAUACUGAACAUGACAUCCAGUGUGUUUUACGAUAGCAUACUGAACAUGACAUCCAGUGUGUUUUACAAAAGCAUACUGAACAUGCCACUCUAGCUAGGAUAGUUUAAAGGUAGUCCAACAUUUUGAUCAAAUAAUCAAAUCAAAUAUAACUUAUUUUUCCUUGUAUGAUAGGCUUAUUUUCAAUAUGAUUUACUCUCACAGUAGUAAUAAUGUGACCUCAGAAUUAAUGUUGGCCCAUUGUCUAUCUGGAUGUUCUAAUUUACACGUGGUAUGUUCGCCUAAACAUGGAAAUAAAUAAUAAAUACUAACUAUGGUUCACCAAGGGGACUAUGGCAUUGGGUGCUGUUUAAAGCCAAUGCUUGACACUAGAGGGCAUUACCUACAUAACAGAACAGGACCCCUGACGUGUGUUUGCACUGUUGGCGCAUUGCAGCAGCAAGAAGGGAGCCGCAGCCCGCCGCAGAAAGUAAACUGCCCGCCCGAGAGGCCUCAGCACCGGCGUGCGUCCGCCAUGCUGCCCGCAUCUGUACCGGCAGGGACAACUGACUCUGCCUCUGCCCGCCACAGCCAUCCAGAACCCGGGUAGACCCAACGGCAUGGAACCGACAAGCUGCACUGGAUGUCCUACUGUCUGCUUUCGUAUUAUGUGAAUGAUGUUGUCAUAGUCGCAUUCUUCUCAUGUCCUGUCCUCUCACACCGGACUGCUGUUAGGUUCU